AGCCCCUUCCUCGCCUUAUCUUUUGUAAUCUCUCUCUCUCUGACUCACUCAACUUGGAGCUUCAUUCUUAAGCCGCCUUAUGCGCCUGUUUCGAGCUCUCCUCGCUUCAGCCCGAUCCCUACGCCAGCUCCCCUCCCCCUCCCCCGGGAACAUCUCCGCCCUCACCCCACUUACCCGAGCCAGCCCGUUUCAAUCCGCCAUCCAGCCCGCUUUCAUCAGACGCACAAUGGCCACCGCAAUGGCAAAGCGCCUCGAGGGCAAGACCAUCGUAGUCACGGGCGCCUCGUCCGGCAUCGGCCGCAGCACGGCCAAGGAGUUCGCGCGCACCGCGCCCAAGGACCUGAAGCUGAUCGUGACGGCGCGGCGGAUCGACUCCCUGAAGCAGCUGGCUCAGGAGAUCAAGGAGGAGGUCGGGGAGGGCGUCAAGGUUCUGCCCGUGCAGCUGGACGUCAGUAACCCCGAGGAGAUCAGGAACUUUGUGCCGUCCCUGCCCGCCGGGUUCCAGGAGAUCGAUGUGCUGGUGAACAAUGCCGGCCUCGUUAAGGGCGUCGCUAAGGCCCCCGAGAUCGAUACCCAGGAUAUCGACGUCAUGUUCUCGACCAACGUCACCGGCUUGAUCAACAUGACCCAGGCUAUUCUCCCCAUCUUCCAGAAGAGAUCCGACGGCGGCCGCGGAGAUAUCAUCAAUAUCGGUAGCAUUGCCGGUCGCGAGUCCUACCCCGGUGGAAGCAUCUACUGUGCCACGAAGGCGGCCGUUCGGUCCUUCACCGAUGCGCUGAGAAAAGAGCUGAUUGCGUCGAGAAUCCGGAUCAUCGAGAUUGACCCUGGUCAGGUCGAGACCGAGUUCUCCGUGGUGCGGUUCUACGGUGACAAGGAGAAGGCCGAUGCCGUUUACGCUGGUUGCGAACCCCUUACCCCCGAUGACAUCGCCGAAGUUGUUGUAUUUGCUGCUGGCCGGCGCGAGAACGUCGUCAUCGCCGACACUCUGAUCUUCCCUAGCCACCAGGCUUCCCCCGGUAUCAUGCACCGCAAGGCCUAGCUACAUGAGCGGCCGAUGGAACACGAAGUACAUAAAGGCAGGGCAACCGCCAAGUUAUGAUGGAUAAAUAAUUGGCACAAGCUAG
Messenger RNA from Aspergillus homomorphus CBS 101889, 1124 nucleotides. RefSeq names its product oxidoreductase, short chain dehydrogenase/reductase family. The transcript is spliced from 5 exons. Gene Ontology annotation, molecular function: oxidoreductase activity. The coding region runs from base 80 to 1039 and encodes 319 amino acids. The record is from RefSeq and is a predicted model, not a curated record. Gene Ontology annotation, cellular component: cytosol. Lineage: Eukaryota; Fungi; Ascomycota; Eurotiomycetes; Eurotiales; Aspergillaceae.